Folsomia candida is the source of this 1042-nucleotide messenger RNA. Its product is annotated as regulator of nonsense transcripts 1. Gene Ontology annotation, molecular function: structural constituent of chitin-based larval cuticle. Gene Ontology annotation, cellular component: chitin-based extracellular matrix. The record is from RefSeq and is a predicted model, not a curated record. Bases 161 to 919 code for a protein of 252 amino acids. The transcript has 2 exons. NCBI's taxonomy places the organism in Eukaryota, Metazoa, Arthropoda, Collembola, Entomobryomorpha, Isotomidae.
AUCCACUCACUUUGGCAAGAGUCAGUCUCCCCUUAACGAGAGGCAUAAAAUUUUUCUUCGUCGCCCUGCUACCUCGCUCGUCACUCGUUGGCGCACGCAUUCUUGUUUGUGAUUCAGUUUCAGUCAGUCGUGUAGUAGUUUCCAGAUUAAAAUAUUAAUAAUGAAGGUUUUUAUCGUAGUAAUUGCCCUCGUGGGGGUUAGCUUGGCGCAAGUACAACGUGACCGAGACGACAGAACGACCACUACACCGGUCCCGAUUCUUAAGUCGAUCAAUAAAGUAAAUGAGGACGGAUCUUACACCUACGGCUAUGAAAAUGCUGACGGUUCCUACAAAAUCGAAACGAAGGAUAACAAAGGCCAAGUUCAGGGAAAAUAUGGCUACUACGAUGAUGCCGGUACUCUCCGAGAAAUUGAGUAUGGCGCAUCAAAAUCCGGCUUUUACCCGACCGGGACGGACAUUAAUGCCCCCGAAGUAGCCCCCCAUAGAGAAGAUGGACCUCAAGAUGGUUCCUACGACCCUGAAUUGUACACUUACCCGUACCAACACGGUUACGAGGCCAAUCAGAUCCAACCCCAACAACAGCAACAACCUGGACUUCGACGAGUCCGAGUCAAGACGGGCAGACGCGUCGUACAACAAAACGCUGGACAACAGUACCAACAAGCCGUCCAACAAUACCAACAACCUCAACAAUACCAACAGCCCCAGCCCCAACAAUAUCAGCAACCCCAACCCCAACAAUACCAACAACCCCAGCAACCCCAAUACCAGCCCCAACAGUACCAACCCCAACAACCCAACUAUUACCAAGCCCAACCCCAAGCUCCCGUCUUAUCCUCGGCGCAACACUUUCAAGGCCACCCUGCCAGAAAUAUUGACCUCAACACGGGCUCAUACUCGGUCAAUUAUUCGGGUUAAAUUUCCUCUAGAAAAAUAGUUCAUUAAUUAAGUGUACAAUUUAAUAUUUGGCCAUUCUUACCAAGAGAACUUUUACUUUUAUAGUAAAUUAUUAAAGACAAAUAUGUAAGUGUUGAUUAAUUA